AUGGCCACGCAACCAGCCAACGCGAUGGCCACGCAACAAGCCAAUGCGACGGCCCCACAAUCGGUGGAUGCGGUAGCUAUCCAAUUGGUAAACAACCCACACCCGAAUAGAGGCGCGAGUUGGUUAAAGGAUUUCAGGCGGUACAACCCCCGUCCUUUUGUCGGUUCAAAGGAAGAUCCCACAGCGGCUCAGAUGUGGAUCGCAAACAUGGAAACAACCUUUGAAUCAAUGAGAUGCCCUGAUGAACAUAAGGUGGCAUGUGCGACAUACGUGUUACAAAAAGAUGCAGAAGUGUGGUGGUCGGAUAACAAACAGAGCAUCAACCCGAGCGGGGGAAUUACAACAUGGGAGACCUUCAAGGAAGCCUUUCUAAAAUACUAUUAUCCAAAGAAAACCCGUAUAAAGAAACAGCAAGAGUUUAACCACUUAACCCAAGGUGAUCGCACGGUGGAUCAGUACGAUCAGGACUUCAUGAGAUUGAGAAGGUUUACACCGUCUUUAGCCGACACUGAAGAGAAACAGACAGAAAAAUUUGUGUUAGGAUUGAAUCCGAAAACCCGCCGCAUGUUAGAGGCCUUUAACCCAAAAACCAAUGAAGAAGCCCUAAGGACGGCCAAGGCCCUAGAGGAACCCCCAGAGGAAAAGAAAACAGAGCCAACAGUCACCACGGGGAGGAAACGCCCUGUCGAGGUCGAUACCACAGAGUUCCAACCACCGUUCCAGAGACCUCGAUAUUAG
Molecule: messenger RNA, 738 nt
Organism: Cucurbita moschata (crookneck pumpkin)
Lineage: Eukaryota; Viridiplantae; Streptophyta; Magnoliopsida; Cucurbitales; Cucurbitaceae
Exons: 1
Coding region: 1-738 (245 amino acids)
Source: RefSeq, a predicted model, not a curated record